UUUAGGCCUACAGUUUUCUCAUCUUCCAUUUCAGUCCACUUCCUUGAGCAAACACAAAACAAAUCUUGCCAUCAUUUGGAUUUUAAGUAAUAAAGAUGAUGAUUAAUGCAAUCAAGAAUCCAAUUGGAUGUUUCAACAACUUUGAGUUACAAAGAGAAGCUGAAUUACUCAAGAAUCAACCCCCUUCAAAUGUCUACUACCCCAACACCAGAAACAACAACAACGAUCCUUUCAUCACUACUACUAAAUUCCCAUCUCCAUUGACAAACACUUCCUUCAUUAGCAAUACUAGUAAUAGAAUCAAUAGUACUAAUGAUAUUUCUCACUUGUUUCAACAAGAAGAUUACUCACCAUAUACCAAUGAUUAUGGACCUAUAUUGUCUACAUUCUCAUCAUUACCUGUUGAUAACGAAGUCAUGAUUCCAUUUAAUAAUGAUUAUGAGUUCAACACACCUGCUAGUAUUUACCCAAGCCUUAAACGCCAAAGACCAUGUGUGCUUCCUUGUUUUCCUCCAGAUAAUUUUGCAUUCAAUGACAAUGAUGGGAAUCCUAUGAGUAGCUGUUGCUGCCCAAAUUCUCUGGUGGACCAAUUUUUGCUUCCAUCACCAACUAAUACUACUGCUAAUGAGGUUCCAGCUGCACAACCGGCUUAUGCUAACUAUGGAGGUGGGGAUUACGUUGAGACGAGCAAUGGGAAGAAAUCUAACAGUGGGUACUUGUCGGCACAGAGUGUUGCGGCUAGAGAGAGGAGAAGAAAGAUAAGUGAGAAAACGCAGCAACUUGGGAAAUUGGUUCCCGGAGGAAGUAAACUGAACACAGCUGAAAUGUUUCAUGCUGCUUACAAGUAUAUCAAGUUUUUGCAAGCUCAAAUUGGUGCUCUUGAAUUCAUGGGCUCAGUUCAGGAAAAGAAGAUGGAUUGUUUAACUCCACAUCUGGGAGUUUUAUUGGCAUCAUUACCCAUCCAAGAGAAGUUGUAUGCUGAUGGAAAGUGUUUGGUCUCGAGUCGCUGCGCUGAAAUUAUGCGCAGGAAUUAG
Molecule: messenger RNA, 1034 nt
Organism: Papaver somniferum (opium poppy)
Lineage: Eukaryota; Viridiplantae; Streptophyta; Magnoliopsida; Ranunculales; Papaveraceae
Product: transcription factor bHLH52-like
Exons: 3
Coding region: 96-1034 (312 amino acids)
Biological process (GO): regulation of DNA-templated transcription
Molecular function (GO): DNA-binding transcription factor activity; protein dimerization activity
Source: RefSeq, a predicted model, not a curated record